Nematocida parisii ERTm1 is the source of this 1031-nucleotide messenger RNA. RefSeq lists its product as uncharacterized. The record is from RefSeq and is a predicted model, not a curated record. The annotation marks the transcript as partial. The transcript has a single exon. NCBI's taxonomy places the organism in Eukaryota, Fungi, Microsporidia.
AUGCAUAAUUCUUGUUAUAGUAUUUCUAAAAGAUUUAUACCAAAGAAUAAUUUAAUUGUGAAAUCCUAUAGAAAUAUAACCAAGCUUAGUUACAUAUAUGCUAAAAGAGACAUAAACCUUCUAUGGCACGCAGAAAGCAUGCUGGUGUCGUACAACAACCAGAUUUUAUGGAGCUCAUUUAUUUGUGCGAGAGAAGUUGAAAAGGACUGGAAUCUAAGGAGGCAACUGCUAUUAAUUCUAUGCCUUCCCGAAAUAUAUGAAGAUCUUUUCUAUAUGAAGUAUGAGGAAAUUGAUUUGCUGAGGAAAAGAAUCCUGGCAGGCUCUCUUUUCAAAAAAUAUAAAAGACUAAGUGAUCAAUUUUGUAUUAUAGAAUACUUAUAUGGAAAAGUUCACAAUAACAGUAAGAUUAUGCAUGAUUCAUACCAAAGAAUACUACAGAUUAAAAUUAGUCCUUCUUUACAUAUGCAUACUGACAUUAGUAUGUAUCAACUUGUAUAUAAGCUAUUUGCUUAUUUCUACAAAUAUUCUUUCUACUUAUAUAAAACCCAUAAUAAUGACCAUAUAAAUAAUCCUUCUUUUUUAGAGCAUAAUAACAGUAAUUAUUUACACAUGAAAAAUUAUACAAAAAUACAUUCAGAUGGUAAAAAUGCAUAUCAAGGAAAAGGGGUUGUUUUAGAAACCAGAAUUAAAAUUUAUAGUAUUACAUUUAAAUACAAUAAUACAGAGAAUAAUAAUAGGGCAUUGGAUAAUAUAACAGAAAAAAAGGUAUCUUAUCAUUAUAAUUGGAAAAACCGCAUAGUGAUAUCUUAUACACAGCACUAUCAUGUUCAGCUUGUAGAUAACAGUACGCAUUGCAUGCAUGUUAUACAUCUUCCAUUUUUUGUAACUACAGAGAAUGGCACUACAGCGUAUCACUAUAUACACACAAUUGAGGAAAUUGCAAAAUAUAUAAUAGACACAUUCUAUGCUACAGCUAUAAAUGACAGUAAAAAACCGUGCUAUAAUGUAUAUCCAUUUAAAUACAGCAGAAA